AUGGCUGACGAAGCUCGUGUCAACAAUUUCAAGAAGGAAUUUCAUAACGCUGCAGCAAAAGCUGUCACCGCUAAACAAGAAGCGAAAAAAAGAUAUGAUGAAGCGAAAGAAUACGGGAUGACAAAUGACCCUUUUGAUGCUUGGGUUAUACAGAACGACCCUGCAUUUAUCAAUGUGUACCAUAUGUACACCGAUAAACACUAUAUGCUCACAGAGGCGUUCACGUUCUAUGAUGAAGGGAAAGCAGGUGAAUGGAACAAGAAGUUUAAGGAUUUGCGGAGCAAGUGGCAUCUUGGAUAUUUUGGCAACGGGAAGGAAAAAGGGUCAGACUUUAUCGUCAUCACUGACGAAGAUGUUGAUCGUUAUGAGGAGAUUUUGGAGGAACAGUGGAAGCUAAAGAAUGGCGAUUGA
This is a messenger RNA of Penicillium cosmopolitanum, 411 nucleotides long. RefSeq lists its product as uncharacterized. The coding region runs from base 1 to 411 and encodes 136 amino acids. NCBI's taxonomy places the organism in Eukaryota, Fungi, Ascomycota, Eurotiomycetes, Eurotiales, Aspergillaceae. The record is from RefSeq and is a predicted model, not a curated record. The transcript is spliced from 2 exons.